AUGUCCGUCAACGAAAAGACUGCCCCCGUCGUCACCAUGGCCGCCUCCCCUCCCCCGAAUCAAUCCCAGCUCGAACGCUCAGUCUCGAUGGCCCCAACCUACUCGGAGAUGGCUCAAGUUCAGCAACCCUCGCCCAUCCAGCAGCCCGCCGCCGCGUAUAAUGCCUAUCCCGAUUCUGCUCAGCAAAUGCAGCAGUACCCUCAGCAGCGUGACUACCCUCAGCAGGGUGGCUACCCUCAGCAGCAGGGUCAGAUGUCGCCCUACGGCCAGCAGCAGCAGCAACAGCAGCCUCAGGCUCAGCCUCAGAUGGAUCAGCGUGGGUUCCAGAUGCAGCCCCAGAUGCAGCCCCAGAUGCAGCUACAUGGUCAGCCUGGUCAGCCAGGACAGCCGGGUCAGCCUUUCAACUCUGCCGCCGUCGAUAUGACCGACGGAGCCCGAUACCAGCAGAUGAUGAUGUCACAGUGUGCCUCGGGGAACCACGCCUACGAUACUAAAUACGGCAUCGUCGGUAUCUUGGUGGCGGUCCUCUGCUGCCCGUGCGGUCUUCUGGCCCUCCUCGUCGACAAGAAGAAGAUCUGCACGCGUUGUGGUCAUCAAAUCUCGUGA
Molecule: messenger RNA, 606 nt
Organism: Jaminaea rosea
Lineage: Eukaryota; Fungi; Basidiomycota; Exobasidiomycetes; Microstromatales
Exons: 2
Coding region: 1-606 (201 amino acids)
Source: RefSeq, a predicted model, not a curated record